This is a messenger RNA of Phacochoerus africanus (Common warthog), 2025 nucleotides long. RefSeq names its product chromosome 4 C11orf96 homolog (gene C4H11orf96). The coding region runs from base 1 to 1401 and encodes 466 amino acids. The record is from RefSeq and is a predicted model, not a curated record. Lineage: Eukaryota; Metazoa; Chordata; Mammalia; Artiodactyla; Suidae. The transcript has 6 exons.
AUGGGGGCCUCCCAAACUCUGGCCCCAGGAGACAGGACAAUUAGUCUAGAGGCUUCCCUGUCACCGCCCUCCCCUGGCCCCAGUCUGCCUGGGGGCUGGGAGGGCACCGUUGUGAAAUGGACACAGAAGCAGCCACCUCUCCAAGGUCUUGUGAGGGUCGAGAGGAUGAAUGCGACGUGCCUGAUGGCUCCCUGGGUGCCCGCACCUCUGUUGGCAUCAGCCAGGGGAGGCCCAGAGGCUUUAGGGAGGAAGGGCAAAAUGGAAAUGGUGCACAAGAAGGCCGAUCAUAUUAAGAUCCAGCUGCACUUAAGCCAAACCUGGGCCUCGGGGCACCCUGUUCAAGGAAACAGCCAGCUGCCAGGAGAGUCACUGUCAGGCCCGCUGCACCUGCUCGUGGAGAGCAGAGGCAGUGGCCCUUCCUGGAGGCUGGAGAGGGGGACCUGCGCCCCCGCGGCUACCACGUUUCCUCCAGGCUUGGGGGAGGCCCAGGACAAGACCCUGCACCUGGGCCGCCCGCCCCUGCACAGCCGCGUGCUUCGGGGCCUUGGAUGCUCCCGGAACCCCCGCGGGCGGGGCCCGCCUUCCGGAGCCGGGUUGGCGGGCGGCGCUGGGGAAAGGGCCGCUACUUUCCCAGCGUGGCGGGGCGACGUCAGGCGGAAGGGCGCGGGGCGCACACGCUUUAAAUGGCAUUCGCUGUCAUCCGAGCUCGCAGCCGUGUGGGCAGGAGCCGGCUAUAUAAGCGGUGGGCCGGGCCGCCGCGGGGCAGACGGCGACAGCAGCGGCGGCGAGCGCCUCGGAGCGCAGCGGAGCAGCAUCCCCCGGAGCCCCGUUCCCCACGACGGGCCCGCCUGCCCGCCCUCCCGAGGAGCGCCGACCCGGGCCCGCGAGGGCCGCCGCCACCCCACAGCAGAUUUGGAUCCCCCGCCCGGCGAGCCCCAGGCUGCUGCCUCCCGGGGGGCCCCGGCGCAGCGGCCGCCCCUGGAGAGCCCCGGCGCCCCGCCGCCCGGCCCCGAAGACACGGGCAGCGCCAUGGCGGCCGCCAAGCCCAGCGAGCUGAUGGGCAUCUGCUCCAGCUACCAGGCGGUGAUGCCGCACUUCGUGUGCCUGGCCGACGAGUUCCCGCAGCCCGUGCGGCCCGCCAAGCUGUCCAAGGGCAAGGGUCGGCUGCGGCGGCCGCGCCAGUCCCGCUUCAAGACGCAGCCGGUGACCUUCGACGAGAUCCAGGAGGUGGAGGAGGAGGGAGUGUCCCCCAUGGAGGAGGAGAAGGCCAAGAAGUCGUUCCUGCAGAGCCUGGAGUGCCUGCGCCGCAGCACGCAGAGCCUGUCGCUGCAGCGGGAGCAACUCACCAGCUGCAAACUGAGGAACAGCCUGGACUCUAGCGACUCCGACUCGGCCCUGUGAGGGGCGCCGCCCGCAGCCGGGACUCACGCGCCUCGGAGGCCCGCCGGCGACCGGCGUUCGAACCCGGAGAGGGCCCGCGCCUGGCACCCCGGGGCCCGGGAAGACCGGGAACCAGCGCCCCUCGAGCACUUGGACCUUCGCCCGGCUGCGAACUGGUUGGGGCGCCUCGCGCCGCGCCGCGCUCACCCUCGGGCGACAGGGAGGGGGGGGCCGCUUUCUUUGCCCUUGUAAAUGUUUAUUUUUAAACUCCUUCCAGUACGAACUCUGCUGUGAGUGUGUGCGGGGACGCGCCCGCGCCGAGUCGCCCCGGGUCACCAGGGCUUCUCGGAGAGCAGCUCCACGCCCUUGUCCGAUGGUUUGCAACUCCGACUUUGCACACCGCUCCACCGUGCCCCCCAGCGCACUCCCGUUCACACUCACGCCAACACUCUCGCUGAACACUUUUGUAAUUGUUAGGCUCGGCCGAUGGGACUUGGAGCGCAGCUCAGUUGCUGCUGUGGCCGAAGGAUUGAUAUUUAUUUUUGCAUUGCGAUGGCUGACGGCGUUUAUUUAACGAUCUUUUUACCUGAUAUGUCUGUGAGGCUCCCGAACGGAGACAAAUAAAGUCAAUAUAUUUGCACAGUG